UUGUUUUCCGUACCCAACGAGGUAACAAAGUUAACCAGUCCAAACUACCCGAACAAGUAUCCGAGUAAUUCAAACUGCACCUGGAUAAUAGGUCGAGGGAUGGAUUUAACAGAAGCAAAGAUCAUAGUCCUGUUUGACUACUUUCAUACAGAGGGCCUUGGCACUCCUUGCAGUUCUGAUUUCGUUCAAGUAAGUGACAGCUCCCAAAGUUUAAACUGGACAUUCAGUGGGAAGAUCUCACCGUUUGCAGUUAGCGUCAGUCAAAGUUAUGUCACCGUACGCCUGAAUUCAGACAAUGGAAUAGAGGAAAAUGGUUUCCAUGCUCGUUACUUUGUUGUAAGGAAUGCAGUUAAUCUGGGUACGAAAUCUAGGUUUGAUAGUAAUAAAUGCUACCGCAUAACAAGCCUUCUAGUGCAUAUAGUGCGUUAAGGCAAUCAUUCUUAUGCUUUAAAAGUCAGUGUAAUUAGAGCUCAGAUACCUCAAAGAGUUCAGAUACCUCAAAAGGUAUCUGAGUUCGCCUGUCGAGACAGGUUCAACAAUUUAGUAGCCACCCAGUGUGGAAUAAACUGACAG
Molecule: messenger RNA, 573 nt
Organism: Orbicella faveolata
Lineage: Eukaryota; Metazoa; Cnidaria; Anthozoa; Scleractinia; Merulinidae
Biological process (GO): cell-matrix adhesion
Molecular function (GO): protein binding; calcium ion binding
Source: RefSeq, a predicted model, not a curated record